Messenger RNA from Mizuhopecten yessoensis (Yesso scallop), 876 nucleotides. Its product is annotated as UPF0547 protein C16orf87 homolog. The record is from RefSeq and is a predicted model, not a curated record. The transcript is spliced from 5 exons. Lineage: Eukaryota; Metazoa; Mollusca; Bivalvia; Pectinida; Pectinidae. Bases 45 to 578 code for a protein of 177 amino acids.
UAUCAUUUACAUUUCCGGAUUGGUGUGGAUGUAAACAAUACAGCAUGCCAAGAAUCGUAAGAAAGAAAAGUUUCGACAGAACUGUCGUCAAGAAAUGUCCAAAAUGUGAUCAACAGAUACCAGUGGCCUGCAAACAUUGUCCAUGUGGUCACCAGUUCUCAAAAAAACCAUCAACUCCCACUGAAGAAGAGCAGGCAAGCUUUAAGAUCCGUCGUACAGAACGGACACGGAGGGAAAGACCGGACUUCUUCAACCCAAUGGUACUUGAUGUCCAGGCAAAGCGUGCAAGAAAAAAGUCCCAGAAUUCUCCUCAGGUACAAGUGGUUGAGACACCUCCUCCUCCUCCUCCUCCUCCUCCUCCUCCUGUACAAGUAGAGAAAGAAACACCUAGUCGCAAAAGGAGAGGCAGACCAAAACAAACCCCAACCAAAUCUGUGUCUGAACCAGAAGAAAAACCAGCACUGCCAGUAGAAGAUGAUGUGUUUGUCAAGCUAUGUCCAGAAAAAGCCCUCCAGUUUAGUAUUAUCCUCUCAGAUCUCAACAGGAAAUUUGGCUCCCAGAACUUCCAACCUCUGUGACAGUACUAGUGGUGUGAAUGUGACUAUCGUGUAGAAUGUGGUUAGGAACAAAAGUGUUGUAUGAUGUUGAAAUGUAAGGAUGUGUAAGUAUAAAUAGAAAUACCAGGCAUAGUUAAUGGUUAAAUGUUACUAUUACAUACAACGGGUGUGCAAUUUUAGUUUAUUUCAUGUAUAUAAUUAUGAUAUGAUGAUAUUAUUAUACCUUACUUGAUAUGAAUGAAAGGUAAGAUAUAUGGAUGUGUAAUAAGUUUGAUACUCUAGUGGUAUUUGAAUAAAAGAAAUUUACAUUUAUCAAAAA